Austrofundulus limnaeus is the source of this 860-nucleotide messenger RNA. RefSeq names its product lymphoid-restricted membrane protein. Gene Ontology annotation, cellular component: lateral element; meiotic nuclear membrane microtubule tethering complex; nuclear outer membrane. Gene Ontology annotation, biological process: chromosome localization to nuclear envelope involved in homologous chromosome segregation; telomere localization; spindle localization. The record is from RefSeq and is a predicted model, not a curated record. Gene Ontology annotation, molecular function: dynein complex binding. Lineage: Eukaryota; Metazoa; Chordata; Actinopteri; Cyprinodontiformes; Rivulidae.
CACCAGGGGGCGGUGUUGGUUUAUUUUCAUUUGUAKUUCGGUCUGCCUCGAGCCACCUGUGCUCGUGCUCACUCAGCCGGACGGUCGUGGAUUCUUUGCUCAGGCGGAAUUAAAAAGACUUCAGCCUCUCCUCUCGUCAGGAAACCAGCGCAGCAGCAUGGACUUCUGCACGCCUCAGCCCCCGCGUCGUCACAACCCCGUGGACAGCAUCUGCCGCAAACUGCAGACCAUUCGGUGGCGUGGUGACCGGGAGCCCAACUCGCCCUUCCAGAUCCCCAAGCUGUCCUCCAGCAGCUACGACAGCCCUCGCUGCGGCCUCAGGCACAACCUGGAGGCCGUCCUGAACAGYGCCGCCCUCCGCCGCGACGAGGGCGAGAGGGGGAAGGAGAUGCCGAGCUCGGGCCCCCCCACGCCCUUCUCUGCCCCGGCUACCACCUACACCGUCACCAGCACUCUGGGAGAGAGAAGAGGUGCAGACAGGGGCGAUUCCAGACGGGUCAGGAUGUGGCAGAGCCACUGUUCCACACCCACCCCACAGUCCAAGGACUCCCCUUACUUUGCUUUUGCAGGGGGGCCUCAUUCAGAGCGGGCCGACAGGACAAGCAGGAGCCCCCCUCUGUCCCGUACCUUCACUCCGAGCAACAGCACCUUCUCCUACAACGUCAACUUCUGCUCCGCCGACUCCACGGUCUCUGAGUGUGAGCUGCCGUACCCCGCUYUGGUUGUGAGGAGGCUGUCUGUGGGGGACGGAGGACCGCCGGGCGCCUCUGAAGAUGGAAGGAACAUGGCAGAAAUCAGUCUGAUCUGUGAGGAGAAUCUGCUCGACACCAUAUUUCAUGCCUGCGACACGCAGCGCAGAG